Molecule: messenger RNA, 1530 nt
Organism: Spinacia oleracea (spinach)
Lineage: Eukaryota; Viridiplantae; Streptophyta; Magnoliopsida; Caryophyllales; Amaranthaceae
Product: heterogeneous nuclear ribonucleoprotein 1
Exons: 6
Coding region: 156-1235 (359 amino acids)
Biological process (GO): regulation of gene expression
Cellular component (GO): nucleoplasm; chromatin
Molecular function (GO): RNA binding
Source: RefSeq, a predicted model, not a curated record
AGAGUGGUCGAUCGAGAAACUUCGGCAACCUGUUUACUUAUCUACUCAGGCUCCUCAAACGACCCCAGUCUUCUCUUAUUUCCCCGCACAUCAAACUUUGAAAAAAAAACCCUAGUUUCUGCAAUUCCUCCCUUGCAAAUCGCUUUGAUUUCACAAUGGUUCCCAAGAAAGCAGGCAUCAAUGAAGUCGACGGCGCUAGCCCAGGCAAAAUUUUCGUCGGAGGAUUAGCAAAAAACACAAAUCUUGAUACGUUUACCAAGUACUUUGAGAAGUAUGGGGAAGUGAUUGAUAGUGUGAUAAUGAAAGAUCGGAACACUGGACAACCAAGGGGUUUUGGGUUUAUCACUUAUUCUGAUCCUUCUGUUGUUGAUACCGUCAUUAAGGAGGACCAUGUGAUUAAUGACAAGCAGGUGGAAAUCAAAAGGACAAUACCUAAAGGUGCUGCACAAGCAAAUGGUUUUAAGACUAAGAAGAUCUUUGUUGGGGGCAUUCCGACAACCGUGACAGAAGAUGGUUUGAAGGACUUCUUCUCAAAGUACGGUAAAGUUGUGGAACAUGAGAUCAUUCUUGACCAUGCUACAAAGCGAUCUCGAGGAUUUGGUUUCGUUGUGUUUGACAAUGAAAAAGUUGUAGAUGAUAUUCUGGCUGAUGGAAACAUGAUCGAAUUGGAUGGUUCAAGGGUUGAGAUCAAGAAGGCUGAACCAAAGAAAGCCUCAAACCCUUCCUCAGGUUCUGCAUUUGGUAGUAACUCUAGGGUACGCACACAUGGAGGUAAUAUGAGGGGGUACCCUGAUACUUAUAGUGGAUUUGGAAGUGGUUAUAGUCCUGCCUCCUCCUAUAGGGCAUUUGGAGCCUACCCUUCUAGGAUGGGUGAUUAUGGAGGCUAUGUAGGUGGUGAUUAUGGAGAAGGUUAUGGUGGAUUUGGUGGGGCUUCCAGUAUGGCUGGGUAUCGAGGAGAAUCUUCUUAUGGCUAUUCUGGCCGUUAUGGCUCAUAUGGUGGGGCUUUAGGUGGAGGAUAUGGUAGUGGCCUAGGGAUGUUUGGCAGAGGUGAUAGCUAUGGUGGCGGUUCUGGUUCAGGGGCAGGUUCAGGGUCAGGGUCAGGGUCAGGUUCAGGUGCUGGCUAUGACUCAGCUCCUGGCUAUGGCUCAGGUCCUAGUGGAUAUGGAGCCGGAGCGAUGUAUGGAGGUAGGGAAGGCUAUAGCAGCAGUAGUCGUUACCACCCCUAUGCACGAUAGAUAUCCGUAAGAGCCUUACCGUAGUAUUUGCAGAGUGUCACUCAUAUCUCAGCAUUUAAGGACUUGAAGCAGGAGAUAUUCCAACCAUAUUUCUAGAUCAAGAUUGUGAGACUGAAUUAGUUUCAUCUGCAUCCAUGUUUUUGAUGAUAGUGUUGGAAUUGACUUAGCAAAUCUGUGGCUGUUAGCAUUUAGCACUAUCUUUUAUUCUCCAGUUAUGUAGUUAGUUAAGAUUGUGAUUGACUUAGAUUACUGGCGUUUUUCUUCUAAUAAUAUAGACAUUACAUUUUUUGGAACA